Molecule: messenger RNA, 3400 nt
Organism: Triticum dicoccoides
Lineage: Eukaryota; Viridiplantae; Streptophyta; Magnoliopsida; Poales; Poaceae
Product: probable serine/threonine-protein kinase At1g54610
Exons: 10
Coding region: 607-2547 (646 amino acids)
Biological process (GO): positive regulation of transcription elongation by RNA polymerase II; protein phosphorylation
Cellular component (GO): cyclin-dependent protein kinase holoenzyme complex; nucleus
Molecular function (GO): RNA polymerase II CTD heptapeptide repeat kinase activity; ATP binding
Source: RefSeq, a predicted model, not a curated record
AGCAAGCUCCCAGCAGCGCCCUCCUAAAAUUGGACGAAGGACACGAAGUUCGAAGAAGCAGUCCCCGACGUUAUCUCUCUCUUCUCAUGCCGGCCCCGGCCGGCACGUACCUCCAGUUCCACAUCCACCACUGCGUGCAACAAUCUUGAAUUUAAUCGGCAACGUUCCCCAUCACCACCAAUUCACCAUAAGGUCGCGGUGCCUGCUCGACGAGCGUGAGGAGACUGACCAUAAGGUGUUCGACGAAAUGCUGGACUAGGAUUGUUAUGUGCUCGCACUUGUUCGGGGGUCAAGCUUGUUGCAAUCUUCGAACAAGGCCAGUUCACAUGAUCAGCUCACCCCAAGGUGUUGUAGAAGGUGACGUCAAACUGUCAGUCGGAUAGACUCUGGGUAUGCAGGGAUCCUGACCUGCGCCGCAAAGGAUUAGAAUGGAGUGAGGGGAAGGUGGGGGAGAUUGUUCAGUUUCUGGUGCCAUUGCAUUUUCUUGAAAGGGGCGUCAAGCGGGAAAUUAAGUCUGGAAUUUGGACUUCUCAUGCCGUCAAAUUAAAAUAUCUUCAAGGCUGCUGUAACAUUGAGAAGUUCAGGCAUUGCUUGUCUUUUUGCUGAAUGAAGAUACAUAUUCAAUUCCUUCGAUCAAGUGGAAAGGCACUAAAUGUGUUUAUAGGCCGCUUUUGUUCUAAAUGCACUAAACAAGAAGAUAGUGCCACCUCGAAAAGCCAGACCACUGAUGGCACGUGUAUACAUGGGUUAAUCGCACCGUCCAGCAAGGAUGAAUUGUCGGCUGUACCUGAAGUUGCUGGUGAUGGCAGAAAUACAGAAGUGCCCAAUGUCCAGUUGAAAGAGAAGCCAGUUCUUGGUUUUGACCCUCCUAGGAAGCCGAGGGCAAGACAUAGACUCAAAAUCUGGAUCAGCACUCGGCACAAUGGCAUAAUUGGACGAUACGGUAAUAAACUGGAUUUAGGUUUCUUCAAUGGGGCGAAGCGGUUAUCAGCUGAACAUUUGAAUACUGGAUGGCCAGAUUGGCUUGUGACUGUGGCACCUGAGGCAGUGCAAGGCUGGGCCCCACUGCGAGCUGAUUCGUUUGAGAGAUUAAGUAAGAUUGGACAAGGGACUUAUAGUAGUGUUUACAAAGCUCGGGAUCUUAGAACAGCCAAAAUUGUUGCGCUCAAAAAGGUUCGGUUUGCCAAUACAGAUCCUGAAAGUGUGCGCUUUAUGGCUAGAGAAAUAUGUGUUCUUCGGAAACUCAAUCAUCCCAAUGUUAUAAAGUUGGAAGGGAUAAUAACGUCUCCUGUUUCACAAAACCUAUAUCUCGUCUUUGAAUACAUGGAACAUGACCUUGUUGGCCUUGCUGCAACUCCAGAACUCAAGUUCACCGAGUCACAGGUCAAGUGCUUGAUGCAACAGAUAUUUAGUGGCCUUGAUCAUUGCCACAGCAAAGGAAUUCUUCAUCGUGACAUGAAGGGCUCCAAUCUCUUGAUUGAUAGCAAUGGUGUUUUGAAGAUUGCUGACUUUGGCUUAGCUACAUUUUAUGAUCCUGAGAGUCGGCAACCACUGACAAGCCGUGUUGCAACAUUGUGGUACAGACCACCAGAACUUCUGCUUGGUGCCACCAGGUACAGUGCUGCUGUGGAUAUGUGGAGUACAGGGUGCAUUUUUGGGGAAUUGCUGGCUGCCAAGCCAAUCAUGCCAGGCAGAACUGAGGUGGAGCAAAUUCACAAGAUUUUCAAGCUCUGUGGAUCACCUUCUGACGAGUACUGGCAGAAAUUGGAAGUGCCCCCAACAGGGAUGUUCAAGCCCCUGUGCCAGUAUAAGCGGUGCAUUGCUGAGAAUUUCAAAGAUUUACCUCCAUCAGCUCUAGUUCUUCUAGAUAACUUGCUUGCAUUAGAACCAGAAGCUCGUGGAACAGCUGCCUCAAGUCUUCAGAGUGACUUUUUUAGAACAGAGCCACUUGCUUGCAGCCCUUCGGACUUACCAAAGUGUCCACCGAGCAAAGAAUAUGAUGCUAGACUCCGACAAGAGGAAGCAAGAAGACAAAGAAGGCCAGAAUCUGUUCGAUCAGGAAUUGAGAAUCCUAGAGAAAACCGUGCUGCAUAUGGUUCUAUUAAACCGCAGAGGCUUCAGCAUACCAAAACAAGGUUCAAUAGUGCACAUCUCAAUCCAAAGGAUGAUCAACUGACGUUGGCUACUGAGGUACAACCUCUAGGGUUUGAUUCCACAUGGAUCAAUGGAGGUAACAAUUAUAUGGACCAUCACGAAGUACCUGAACGCAAAUACAGAUCUGGCCGAUUGGCAAAUUCCAACAUUUCAAGGACAAAGGGCUCAGACAUGUUUAAACCUGAAUCGACUGGCGUAGGGAACAUUGUGCCUGCUUCUCACAACAAAGAGAUGGGAGUAAAAGGCCCAAUGGUGGACUACAAGGGUAAGAGCAAAAUAGUCAAUUUGUCUGGUCCACUGGCUACUCAAGAUGGGAACAUAGAGGAUAUGCUCAGAGAACAUGAGCGGAAUGUUCAGGAAGCGGUGCGCAAAGCGCGCUGCAUCAAGAGUUGAGAUCUGUGAAACAGAUGAGUGGGAUCGAACUGUCAAAGAUUCCAGCAUUUCAAAGUUCAAAGUCCUGGGAUGGCAGUAUGCAUUUUUCUACAAAGCAUCUCUAGAAGAGCAACUUCUCUCCAAAUGGCCAUAAUUAAUUGAAAAAGAGCUACUGCCAUUUUUGUACAGCUGAAGAUCAUUACAAGAGUUGGGCGAUACCGGUACCAUUAUUUUUAAGUGAGGCAGAUGCCUUGUGAGCUUAAUGAGCAUAUGCUGCCAUUUGUAUUGAAUGUGUACUAAGGGGGCAUGGUGAAGCUUAGGGGCUGGGGAGGUCUAAGAAAUACAAGCCAAGGUUUGUAGCGGAUUUUUGACGGUUUAUGGCCCUCAUAUUUUGUCUUCGUGAUUAUAUUUGAAGUACAAGAAGAUUUACAAGGAAGGAUGUACAGUACAAAUACCACAGAUUGCUGUAGCAAAUUAUCUGAACAUAAAGAACAUAGUUCUGAACAAACAUUGAGGAGAGAAAAUGGCAAUUUCUCAUGAUAAAGCAAUGUAGUCCAGUAUCCCACCAUGAUAACCCAUGGUGGAUGCAUUAUGCAAGCAUGACAACUGAACAAACUCCAAAUCCUUGGGCCUGCCUCAGUCACAUAAUUUUCUGUAAUAUUAACAUGAAAAUGCAGAAGCUGAACCCAUGAUGCUGCUGGGAAUCAGAACGAUAGCUGCAAUUGGUAUUGCAGUUCGAUCUUCCUGAAAAAUUAGGAAAAAUGCAAUGACUAGAUCAGACCAUAUCUCCUAUGACAUAUACCCCAUUGCUCCGUAUCUUGAGAACAAAAGGUGGUUGUAAAUCUGAUCCUGCUAACAAAAGGUGGUUAGUUCA